Messenger RNA from Aureobasidium subglaciale EXF-2481, 2306 nucleotides. RefSeq lists its product as uncharacterized. Bases 287 to 2146 code for a protein of 619 amino acids. Gene Ontology annotation, biological process: transmembrane transport. Gene Ontology annotation, cellular component: membrane. The transcript is spliced from 2 exons. Gene Ontology annotation, molecular function: dipeptide transmembrane transporter activity. The record is from RefSeq and is a predicted model, not a curated record. Lineage: Eukaryota; Fungi; Ascomycota; Dothideomycetes; Dothideales; Saccotheciaceae.
AGAGAUUCGAGGCUCGAACGGCGGCCGAUUUUGUUGACCUGCCUGUUGUAGAAUGGACUAGGAAUUGCCUCUUCCAACCCUACCUCGGAUCCCACGAUGAUCUUUGCCUUAUCUCCCGCCCAUGUUGUUGCACCCGGCAUUCGCCUGCAGGGUCAAUGCUCAAGUGAAGGCCCCCGGGGUUGCAUCCAAUUGUGAGAGUGAGGAUAGGUAUAUGAGGUGAAGCCGUCCCUCUUCGGGCGCGCUUUCCUUUCUGUUCAGCCGUUUCCCCUGCGACCUACACAUCAACAUGGCCGACCAAAUAUCACCAGAGCGCUCGUUCGACGAGAAGCACCCUUACACAUCUGGUUCUGAGCCUGCCCAUGCUCCUGGUCUUACCACCGAGGAUUAUGAGGGCAAGCCUACCGAGGAGGAGCGCAAGACUUUGCGCCGUAUCCCUGGUUCCCUCCCCACUGUCGCAUACAUGAUCUGUAUCGUCGAGUUCUGUGAGCGCGCUUCCUACUAUGGUUGCCAGCCUCUUUUCAGCAACUUCGUCAACCGUCCUAUGCCUGUUGGUGGUAACGGAUAUGGUGCUCCCGCUCAGGGCACUCAGCAGACUGCUGGUGCUCUCGGUAUGGGUACAGUCAAGGCCAACGCUGUCUCUCAGUCGUUCUCUCUUCUCUGUUACGCCCUUCCUCUCUUCUUUGGUUACCUCGCCGAUGCAAAGACUGGUCGCUACAAGCUCAUCUGCUGGGGUGUGCUACUCUUCGGUCUUGCUCACGUUCUCCUGGUUGGCGCUUCCGCUCCCAGUCUUCUUGCCAGCGGUGCUGCCAAGGGUCCCUUCUUUGUCUCCGUUUACUUGCUGGCCGUCGGAUCUGGUAUCUUCAAGCCUAAUGUUUCUCCUCUCCUUCUUGAUCAGAUGCCUGAGACCGUUCCCGUUGUCACCACCACCAAGAAGGGUGAAAGAGUCAUCAUUGAUCCCGAGGCCUCAACUGAGCGUGCUAUGCUCUGGUUUUACCUUCUGAUCAACAUUGGCGGUUUUAUGGGUGUUGCUACCGCUUACUGUGAGAAGUACGUCGGCUGGUGGUUGGCAUACCUCAUUCCCCUCAUCCUCUACAUUCCUCUUCCCGCCCUCCUUUGGUUCCUCCGCAAGCGCCUUGUGCUUCACCCACCCGGUGGCUCGGAUCUCCCCAACGUCUUCAAGGUUCUCAGCAUCUGCUUCCGCGCUGGUGGUGUCAAGAGAAUCGGUCGUCACGGUUUCUGGGAGCCUGCUAAGCCUUCUGUCAUCGCUGCCAAGGGUACCGGUUACUCCACUUGCUGGGACGACCAGUUCGUCGAGGAUGUUCGCCGUACGUUCCAGGCCACUGGUAUCUUCUGUUUCUUCCCCAUCCAGUACCUCAAUGACAACGGUAUCGGUUCCGCUGCCUCUUACCUGACCACUAUGCUUACCACCAACGGUGUCCCCAAUGACGUUAUCUCCAACUUCAACUCUCUCUCCAUCAUCCUGAUGGCUCCCGUUCUCAACUACGGUCUCUACCCUCUUCUUCGCAAGUGGCAUAUCCGCUACGGACCCGUUGCUCGUAUGACCACUGGUCUUGCUCUUUCGACUCUUGGUGGCAUCGGUUACACUGUCUUGAACUCCUACGCCUACAAGCUUGGACCCUGCGGCAAGUUCGGUUCCAGUGAGACCUGUGUUGACGCCGACGGUGUGUCCCUCGUCGCUCCCAUCACCAUCUGGUGGGUCGCCAUCCCUUACGCCAUUGGUGGUAUCUCCGAGUUGUUCAUCAAUGUUCCCGCUUACGGUAUUGCUUACUCGCGUGCACCCCCAAACAUGCGUGGUCUCGUCUCCGCCAUCAACCUCUUCUCCACUGCCAUCGCCUACCUCAUCGGUCUUGCCUGCUCAGCCGUCAUUAAGGAUCCCUACCUCACCUGGGACUUUGGUGGUUGCGCCAUUGCCGGCGGUAUCCUCACUGUCAUCUUCUGGUUCCUGUUUAAGCACAUCGAUGAUGAGGAGUACACCCUUUCUCAGCGUGAUGACCACCACGUUACCCAGCAAGGUCAUGACCCCACCAUGGAUGGCCACAAUGACCAUAACCCUGUCAUUGGCACCGACCCUGACAAGGUUUACAAGUACGAAAAGGCCGGCGAGCCUGUUCCUAUUGCUCACUAAGCGUGUUCGACAAAAAAAGUCUCCUCUUUCACAAAUGUUCAUAGAAACAUCUCUUUUUCUUUUAGCUUAGAUGAUGAUGAAUGACUUCCUAUCACGCAUAAUAUGAUGCGGAGGAAUGUCUACCUUUAAUGAAUAAGCUAGAAGCUUUAUUUUCCACAUC